This is a messenger RNA of Procambarus clarkii (red swamp crayfish), 1434 nucleotides long. The record is from RefSeq and is a predicted model, not a curated record. Lineage: Eukaryota; Metazoa; Arthropoda; Malacostraca; Decapoda; Cambaridae.
AUGUCUGCUGUCAUCGCUGCUCACCGUCUGCUUAGUCACUGCUCACAGUCUGCUGUCAUCGCUGCUCGCGCGUCUGCUCUAGUCACUGCUCACACGUCUGCUGUCAUCGCUGCUCGCCCGUCUGCUCUAGUCACUGCUCGCAUGUCUGCUGUCAUCGCUGCUCACCCGUCUGCUCUAGUCACUGCUCACACGUCUGCUGUCAUCGCUGCUCACCCGUCUGCUCUAGUCACUGCUCACACGUCUGCUGUCAUCGCUGCUCACACGUCUGCUCUAGUCACUGCUCACAUGUCUGCUCUAGUCACUGCUCACACGUCUGCUGUCAUCGCUGCUCACACGUCUGCUCUAGUCACUGCUCACACGUCUGCUCUAGUCACUGCUCACACGUCUGCUCUAGUCACUGCUCACACGUCUGCUCUAGUCACUGCUCACACGUCUGCUCUAGUCACUGCUCACACGUCUGCUCUAGUCACUGCUCACACGUCUGCUCUAGUCACUGCUCACACGUCUGCUCUAGUCACUGCUCACACGUCUGCUCUAGUCACUGCUCACACGUCUGCUCUAGUCACUGCUCACACGUCUGCUCUAGUCACUGCUCACACGUCUGCUCUAGUCACUGCUCACACGUCUGCUCUAGUCACUGCUCGCCCGUCUGCUCUAGUCACUGCUCACACGUCUGCUCUAGUCACUGCUCACACGUCUGCUCUAGUCACUGCUCACACGUCUGCUCUAGUCACUGCUCACACGUCUGCUCUAGUCACUGCUCACACGUCUGCUCUAGUCACUGCUCACACGUCUGCUCUAGUCACUGCUCGCCCGUCUGCUCUAGUCACUGCUCACACGUCUGCUGUCAUCGCUGCUCGCCCGUCUGCUCUAGUCACUGCUCACACGUCUGCUCUAGUCACUGCUCACACGUCUGCUCUAGUCACUGCUCACAAGUCUGCUCUAGUCACUGCUCACACGUCUGCUCUAGUCACUGCUCACACGUCUGCUCUAGUCACUGCUCACACGUCUGCUCUAGUCACUGCUCGCCCGUCUGCUCUAGUCACUGCUCACAAGUCUGCUCUAGUCACUGCUCACACGUCUGCUCUAGUCACUGCUCACACGUCUGCUCUAGUCACUGCUCACACGUAUGCUCUAGUCACUGCUCACACGUCUGCUCUAGUCACUGCUCACACGUCUGCUCUAGUCACUGCUCGCCCAUCUGCUCUAGUCACUGCUCACACGUCUGCUCUAGUCACUGCUCACACGUCUGCUCUAGUCACUGCUCGCCCGUCUGCUCUAGUCACUGCUCACACGUCUGCUGUCAUCGCUGCUCGCCCGUCUGCUCUAGUCACUGCUCACAUGUCUGCUGUCAUCGCUGCUCGCCCGUCUGCUCUAGUCACUGCUCACAUGUCUGCUCUUGUCGCUGCUCGUAAAAAAAAUAAUAAAAAAUAA